Scatophagus argus is the source of this 1597-nucleotide messenger RNA. Its product is annotated as testicular acid phosphatase homolog. The coding region runs from base 182 to 1420 and encodes 412 amino acids. NCBI's taxonomy places the organism in Eukaryota, Metazoa, Chordata, Actinopteri, Scatophagidae. Gene Ontology annotation, biological process: lysosome organization; regulation of neuronal synaptic plasticity; peptidyl-tyrosine dephosphorylation involved in inactivation of protein kinase activity. Gene Ontology annotation, molecular function: acid phosphatase activity; protein tyrosine phosphatase activity; receptor tyrosine kinase binding. The record is from RefSeq and is a predicted model, not a curated record. The transcript is spliced from 13 exons. Gene Ontology annotation, cellular component: lysosome; postsynaptic membrane.
GUAGAAGGACUAUAAAAACACUCCUUCCUGUACUGGAACAUGCACUUAAUGUCAAUCUGGUUAUGACUGAGGAUUUGGGAUGCACAGCAGUCCACUUGUCUGUAACUCAUUCGACUGAAACUGCAAAAAGCGUGAACAAGUAUGCUGAGGAGAAGAAGGUAGAGAUCGACCAGUUAAAAAGAUGUGGAAGUGGCCGAAAAGUUUGGGCUGUUUGUUUGUUCUCUGCUGCAUCUGCGUGACUGAGUGUCGGGUGCUGAAGUUUGUCGUGGCUGUGUUCAGACACGGAGAUCGAUCGCCAAUUGAGUCGUAUCCCAGAGAUCCUCAUGGGGAGGACGUGUGGGCUCAGGGCUUCGGACAACUGACUGAGCUGGGCAUGAAACAGCAGUUCGAGCUGGGCAGGUUUCUAAGGAGCCGCUAUGGGAGCUUUCUCAGUGAGGACUACAACAGCAGAGAGCUAUAUGUGCGGAGCACUGACUAUGACCGCACUCUGAUGAGUGCCCAGGCCUGCCUUGCUGGGAUGUUCCUCCCAACCAGACGCCCAGCUCCCAUCGUGCCCCAGUUACAGUGGAGGCCUAUUCCUGUGCACACCAUCCCCAGGGCCCAGGACAAGCUGUUGAAGUCUCCAGGCAAAGACUGCCCAAAGUUCAGAACACUAAUGACGGAGACCUUUGAGAGUGAGCCCUACCAGAGGUUCCUGAGGGCUCACCAGUACUUUGUGGAAGAACUUUCCAAUAAUACUGGCUAUCCCAUCUCCAAACUGGUUGGCAAAAAAAUGUGGAGGGUGUACGACACUCUUACUUGUCAGAGGAUCCAUAACUUGACUCUCCCACGCUGGGCCACCCAAGAUGUUCUGCACACCCUGAGGAGAGUUGCAUCAUUUGAGGUCAUGUACAGCAUCCUCAGUCACAAGAGAAAAGAGAAGGCCAGGCUCUCGGGAGGGGUCCUCCUGAACGCCAUCCUGAGGAAUUUCUCCAAGGCUGUGGAGCAAGGGAGCACUCUCAAAUUCAUUAUGUACUCAGCUCAUGACUCCACACUCAUCACGCUCCAGGCGGCUCUGGACGUGUACAACGGCAUUCUUCCUCCCUACGCCGCCUGUCAGCUCUUUGAGUUCUACCAGGAGUAUGAUGGUUCCUAUUCUCUGGAGCUGUAUUACCGCAAUGGCUCCUGGCAUGACCCCUACCCAAACCCUGUGCCAGGAUGCAAUGGGUUGAACCCGUGCCCUUUGCCCAUGUUCACUGAGCUGGUGCGGGAUGUGUUGGCAGAGGACUGGGAGGCUGAGUGUGGAUUCAGGACAAAAUGGCCGAGCACAGGUGUUGUAACAGCCCUUGCAGUGACUGUAGGUCUCCUGGCGGUGGCGCUGUUGUUCAGCAUAGGAGUUGCAAUCCACAGGAGGAGGGCACACUACUCCAGGGAGGUGUAGCACCGACAGACAACUGUCAUACGUGUGCCAAAAAUAAAAAAAGCUAAACCUGGCUGACUCACCCAUGAUCUCACGGAUGGUGACGGGCUGUGACAGCGUAGCAGGAGGACUGCGUCCGGCGAUGUUUACUGCCACCACCCUAAAGUUGAUCUUCUCUCCUACGGGGAGGCCACGCAC